UCGUACCAUCUCUCGCUCACUUGCUCGCUCUUUCGCUCACCAACCCUUCUUCGCUUGCCUUUUCCGCAACGCAGUCGCGGGGGUGUUCAUCUGCUCAUAGAUCUGCGAAAUGUGCCUCUGAUCUUGAAUUGAUUUCCUCGGUGAGCUUCGGAUCCUCUUGAUCUUCAUCUUUUACGUUUCGAUGUGAAUCUUUUCUCCUGGUUUUGAUUUCUUACGAGGAACAUUGGACUUGGAGCUGGGGAUCUGUAGCUUGAGCCACUUCUUGCGCGUUCUGAGAUAUUUUUCGCUGGGUUCUGUGUUCGUGCUCUGAUGCAGGAGGAGAUUAGGGUUUUAUAUUUGUGUCACUGAGUUGCGAGUUUAGGGGGACAGCAUCUAAAGAUUUCUGUGAUGGGAAAAUCUCCUGCAAAGUGGAUUAAAGCAGUUAUUUUUGGAAAGAGAUCAUCUAGAUCUCAUACUUCAAAAGGGAAAGAUGGUUUGAAACCUGGUGUUGAUAAAGAGCAUUUUUCUGGGGGAGAACCAUCUCAUGUCACAGUGAAAUCUCUGGUGAUUACUCAACCAGUUCUUGUAAGCAACGAUUCAAGUGGUCCAUCAUCAGAAAAUAGGACAGAUUCCACUUUAGUUACUGGAGCAGUUAGGGUGGAGAGCCAAGAAAUUGUCGGACAUCAAGCUUCAAGUAAUCCAGCCAAAGCCUUGGAAGAGCGUGCUGCUACAAAAGUUCAAGCUGCCUUCAGGGGUUAUCAGUCACGGAGGGUGUUCUCUGCAUUGAAGGGCAUCAUAAGACUGCAGGCUCUAAUUCGUGGGCACCUAGUGAGGCGUCAAGCAGUUACCACCUUGCAUUGCACGUGGGGUAUUGUCAGAUUUCAAGCUCUUGUUCGCGGUCAGAGAGUCAGGCUUUCAGGUAUUGGCCUUGAAGUCAGAACAAUGUAUCCUCAAAUGAAGAGUGUGGAUGAUAAGAAGUUGGAUUUCUCGAUGAUGCAGCUGUCUGCAAAUCAAUUUGUUUGCAAGCUACUCUCGGCACUGCCUGUUUCAAAGCCUGUGCAGAUUCAUUAUGAUCCAGUGGAACCAAAUUCAGUCUUCAGUUGGCUGGAGCGCUGGACAUCCUCACAGUUUUGGAAUCCACUUCCUCAAUCAAAAAAGUCUGUCAAUGUGAAAUCUCGGGUGAGAUGCAGUAGUGCUGUGGAAAGUGAAUCUGUCAGAUUAAAAUCAAAUGUUCAUAAAAAUGUGGCUGCAAAGGUUGAUGUCAUGACUGAAUCAGAAAGGCAUAAACGUGUUACGAGGAAAAUGCUAAGCCCUCCUGCUGAUUCUGUUGUAGAAAAUCCACAAUCUGAAAUUGAAAAGGUCAAGCGUAGUUUGAGAAAGGUAUCCAAUUCUAAAAAAGAGCCUCCUGAAAAGCCAGAAUCUGAAAAUCAGAAACUAACUUGCACUCCGAGAAAGGUGACAAACUCACUAUCUGAUGCUCCACAAGUGUCUAAUGAGCAUUCUUCAAUGAAGAUAAAAAAAGAUAGUGUAGUGUCUAUUGACAGUAAGCUUGAAAUAGUUGCUGCUGUAAAGUCCGUUGCAUCAGGUGGGCCUAAGAAUGCAGUAAUAGAUGACAGUACUGCGAUCAAACCGCAUAGCCCAGAAGAAAUCUGCAAAGAAGAGAGUAUUUCUAACUGUGAUGGAGAGUUAAGCUUGAAAGAUGAGCCAACUAGCAAUGAGAUCCAGAAGAGUAGCAAGAGAAGGGCUUCUUUCCCACCAAAGCCAGAACCUUUUGCAGAGAAUGCCUCGCAAAAUGCUCCAAGAUUACCAAGCUAUAUGGCAACUACUGAAUCAGCUAAGGCAAAGCUAAGAGGACAAGUUUCACCGAGGGUUGGAUCUGAUUCUGCAGAAAGAUAUAAUAUGCCUCGACGUCAUUCUCUGCCAACUUCCACGAAUGGAAAGUUAAACUCGCAAUCAUCACGUGCACAUAAGUUGAUCCAAGCAAGCUGCAAGGAUGGAAUUAGAAACGACAGAUCCUUUACAUCGUCAAGAGAUGGUAGUGGUAUGACCUGUCUAUCAUUCUGCUCAUACAUAUUUUGGUGUGGAUCUUCUUGUCUAGGUACUAAAUUUUUACAGUGACCUGUCUAUCAUUAACUUCUAUCACCUUUCAUCUCCCAACCACCACCGUCCUAUGAUUUUCGGCCACCACACUUUGUUAUCUGACCAUUUUCCAUCGUCAUUCAUCCUUUGACCACUCCAACCUUCAUCUUUUAAAUAUUGUACAUUCUUAAAUCACCACAGUCCUUCACACUUGUCUUCCCUCCAUCUUCUGCUAAAAAAUGGUCCAAGGAUCUGAUCAGUACACUGUAUUUGGUGGAUUAGGGAUGGAAGGAUGAAAAAUCUGAUCAUACCAAAACAAACUAUUCCUAAUGAUUUUAUCCCAACACAUCUUUGGAAUGCAGAACGGGAGAUCCUGUGUUGUUCUGAAUGUACUGGUGCGAAUAAGUAGACAUCCACACUUACCCCAAGUAAGAAAGAAAUCUGGUGAUCUUAUGUCUUUAAGUCUUCUAACACACCUGGUUUCUGUAGUGAGGCUUUGACAUCAUGCACUUGAGGGCAUUCUCAAUGCUGCCAACCAAAAUUGUGUCCAUGCGUGUCAUUUUAUUCUUUUUCCCAUUAAAAGAGAGCACCUACUUUCUUUCAAAAGGUGAGAAACCAUUUUUUAACACAUACGUUGCACAUAACCAAGCUUUAUCAUAAUUAGUUAGUGGGGGGUGGGUGAAUAUUAUAUGUUUACCGACGCAUCCUUCCUAUCGAUUUGUUGCAUGGAGCAAGGUUUUAAAUGCCAGUAGUUAAUGUUUUGCUAAUUUUGUCAAUUUAACCAAGGAUUGAUAUCAUAACACAUUGGUUGAUACGUCAUCAAUAUAGUUUUUUUAAUUUCUUGAUAAAAGGUUUGUUGGCACCAUAUCGAAUUUAUAUGUCAUCAAUAUGGUUUUUUUAAUUUCUUGAUAAAAGGUAUGUUGGCACCAUAUCAAAGUUACUGGAUGUCAAAUGCUGUAUUAUUAGAUUAAAACCGUAACCUGAAGAUUCUUUUCUUCUUUUUAUUUUGAUAUUUACUGUUUCAUCUCCUUGUUUUUGCCUCUUCCCUCUAAAAUUUGAUCCAGAUCGACUCUGAUUUUGACAAUG
Musa acuminata AAA Group (dessert banana) is the source of this 3144-nucleotide messenger RNA. Its product is annotated as protein IQ-DOMAIN 31-like. The transcript has 7 exons. Lineage: Eukaryota; Viridiplantae; Streptophyta; Magnoliopsida; Zingiberales; Musaceae. The coding region runs from base 388 to 2097 and encodes 569 amino acids. The record is from RefSeq and is a predicted model, not a curated record. Gene Ontology annotation, molecular function: protein binding.